GCUCCUUCGCUCUUUGUCAGCCGACCGCUCUCGUCGUCGUCGUCCCCGCUGCCGGGUCUGGUCGCUCGAUUCCGCCGCCGAGCAUGCCGGAGCCGUGCGUUUCCGUGUCCGAGUUCGUGGGGGAGGUCCUGGAGGACUGGAGCUCGCCCACCACGUCGUCCUUCUCGUCCAAGAUGAGCGAAUGCCGGAGCACCGUGCACCUGCUGGAGGAGGCUCUCGACAGCGACCGCUUGUUGCUGCAGAAGAUGAAAAAAGCAGCCAAAGCCAAAUACACAUCUGGACAAGCAGAGCACGUGUCCCACCUGGAGCAGUACAUCGUUUCCAUGGAGAAGCUGUCCGUCAACUGUCACUCCAACGGCGAGGCAGAGGUGGGCUCCGCCUUCUGCCGCAUGGCCGACUUCUCCAAGGAGCUGGUGUCACCUAUGAAGAACCUGUUAAAGAGCAUGUUGCACAACGUCAACUUCUUCCUGGAUUCCCUGGUGAAAGGCGACCUGCGGGAGGUGAAGGGGGAUCUGAAGAAGCCUUUCGACAGAGCGUGGAGAGACUACGAAAGCCGAUUCAAGCAGGUGGAGAAGGAGAAGCGCGAGUUGGCGCGUCAGUACGGGAUGGUGAGGAGCGAGGUGAGCGGCGGCGAGAUCGCCGAGGAGCUGGAGAAGGAGAGGCGGACCUUCCAACUCAGCAUGUGCGAGUAUCUGAUCAAGGUGAACGAGAUCAAAACCAAGAGAGGAGUGGACCUGCUGCAGAACCUCAUCAAACAUUUUCACAGCCACAACAAUUUCCUGCAGGAGUGCGUGUCGACCACGCACAGGCUGAAGCAAUACAUGGACGAGCUGAAUGGCGUCCUCACCUCGGUGAAGCAGCGGCAGGAGGAGGAGAAACGUCAACUUGUGUCACUCAGAGAUCAACUCAGGCCUGUCGUGCACACUGAGCAGGAUAGUUUACCAAAGCCUGUGUACAGCAUGCAUCAGCUGCUGGGAGAUAAACAAUACGGAACGGAGAGGACGGGAUUCCUCUACAAGAAGAGUGAUGGGUUGAGGAAAAUGUGGCAGAAGAGGAAAUGUUGGGCUCACAACUGCUACCUGACCAUCGCACAUGCGACGCCCAACAAAGCUCCCACCAGGCUCAACCUGCUCACUUGCCAGGUCAAACCCAGCGUGGAGGACAGGAAGUGCUUCGACCUCAUCUCUCCAGAUAAUCGCACUUACCACUUCCUGGCUGAGGAUGAAGCCGAGUGUGUUGCCUGGAUCUCGGUGCUGAGCAACAGCAAGCAGGAAGCUCUGACGGCGGCGUUGGACGGCGUCCGCAAGGGAGGCGGCGAGAGCGGCCUGGAGGAGCUGACGCGAUCCAUCACGGACGACAUCCGACGCAUGCCGGGAAACCACCGCUGCUGCGACUGCGGCGCUCCCGAGCCGGGCUGGGUGUCGACCAACCUGGGCAUCCUGACGUGCAUCGAGUGCUCGGGCGUGCACCGGGAGAUGGGCGUCCACGUCUCGCGCAUUCAUUCGCUCAGCCUGGACAGCCUCGGAACUUCCGACCUGCUGUUGGCCCGGAACGUCGGCAACAGCGGCUUCAACGAGAUUCUGGAGGCAAACCUGCCGAGUCCCUCCAUGAAGCCGUCGCAACACAGCCACAUGGCGGAACGAAAGGAGUUCAUCCAGGGCAAGUAUCAGGCGGCGCAGUUUGCGCGGCGCGGUCCCGGCUCGGCGACGGCCGUGCGCCUCCUGCAGGAGGCCACCAGCAACUGCGACGUCUUCGCCCUCAUUCAGCUGCACGCUCAACGCGCGCCGCUCGCGCACGCGCUGCACACGCACGUGCAGGAGAAAGGGGAGACGGCCCUCCACCUGGCCGUCUUGUUGGCUGACAGGACCAGUCUGCACAUCCUGCACUUCCUGGCGCAGAACUCGCCGAGCGUGGACGUGCAAACGGCGUGCGGAAACACGCCGUUACACUACAGCUGCUUGCACAACAAGAGUGACUGCGUCAAACUUCUGCUGAAGGCCCGAGCCAACACGCACAUCAAGAACGAGUUGGGCGAGACGGCGUUGGACGUGAGCCGCAGGUUGAAGCACGGCCACUGUGAGGCGCUGCUGCAACAGGCCCGGUCGGACCAUUUGGACCAUCACGUUCACGUGGAGUACGAGUGGCGACUUCGCCACGACGACGUUUACGACAGCGACGAUGAGUUGGAGGACAAGAACGGUCCCGUUAAGAAGGAGCGCUCCUCUUCUUCCUUUUCCUUCCCCUCGCGACCUUUCAACUUUGGCCUGGCCUCCUCCGCCUCCGUCACGUGCCCGCCGGCCUCAUCGGGGGGGCCCGGCGGGGGGCUGCUCAGCGUGGGCCGACGGCUGGCCACGGCCAUGGAGAACCACGGCCGGCCCCCCGCCCGGGGGCAGAGUCCGCCGCCGCCGCCGCCCCCCUCCUCGCCUGCGCCACCGUUGCCCCCCAGGGUCAAAGCUCCCAACGUUCCUCCUCCUCCUCCUCCUCCCCCGGGUGAGGAGGCAGAGAAAGAAGAAGAGGAAGAGGAAGUCUUCUUCCCCCUGCCAGGAAACAGGAAAUGGACCCCCGUCGCCGCCGCCCGGCACAAAAGGAGCUGCUCUGAGUCCAGUAACCACGAUUAUGGAUUGCCAUCCAGUCACACGAGGAUCUACAGCGGUGCAGACUCAUCCUUGAAGAAUUCUGCUCUCAGCUCAUUGACCGAACAUCCAGACAGAGCCUAUCGCAGGGCGGACAGUGACACAAGCACCUCCCAAUCACAUCACAGUAGAAGACCCUCCCCCAAUGGCUCGUCAGCCAGUCAGCGCUCGCAAAGCUUUGAGAGCACCGGCCGAGGCCCCGCCCCCCAGCCGCUCCCUCGCAGGUCAUUGCCUCGGGGUUGUCGGGGGUCCGCCCGUCGCGUCCGUGCCCUUUAUGACUGCGAGGCGGACCAUCACGACGAGCUGAGCUUCAGCGAGGGCCAAGUCAUUGUGGUCCUAGGCCAGGACGACACCGACUGGUGGCACGGCUACAUUGAAGAGGAACCAGAGCAGCGAGGGUUAUUUCCAUCUUCCUUUGUGCAGCCAAUGUCAAACUGAAGUCAAUGAUUGUACACCACGACCGGCUCAGGAGAAGCGCUCCGACACCCGGAUGAACAUUGCCAGCUGCCUUCAAAGACGCCUCAGCAGCCAAGUAGCAUGUCACUUCCUGCCUUCAGCCACACAAACAUCAACAGAACCACCACAU
Molecule: messenger RNA, 3219 nt
Organism: Hippocampus comes (tiger tail seahorse)
Lineage: Eukaryota; Metazoa; Chordata; Actinopteri; Syngnathiformes; Syngnathidae
Product: un-named sa1614
Exons: 28
Coding region: 84-3071 (995 amino acids)
Biological process (GO): positive regulation of GTPase activity
Cellular component (GO): cytoplasm
Molecular function (GO): GTPase activator activity; protein binding
Source: RefSeq, a predicted model, not a curated record